This is a messenger RNA of Amphimedon queenslandica, 2857 nucleotides long. Its product is annotated as coatomer subunit beta'-like. Lineage: Eukaryota; Metazoa; Porifera; Demospongiae; Haplosclerida; Niphatidae. Gene Ontology annotation, cellular component: COPI vesicle coat. The transcript is spliced from 24 exons. Gene Ontology annotation, molecular function: protein binding; structural molecule activity. Gene Ontology annotation, biological process: retrograde vesicle-mediated transport, Golgi to endoplasmic reticulum; intracellular protein transport; intra-Golgi vesicle-mediated transport. The record is from RefSeq and is a predicted model, not a curated record. Bases 117 to 2771 code for a protein of 884 amino acids.
ACGUGUUACCUAUUCCGUAUACUGCCACUGGGUACUGCACAUGCGCCAUUGUCCUUAGCCUUUUGACGUGGAACAAUAUUUGCGACUUUUGAGAGAGACAAGAAAAUCAAAGCAAGAUGCCUCUCAGGCUAGAUGUUAAAAAAAAACUCGUUUCUCGUUCCGACCGAGUCAAGUCUAUGGACUUGCAUCCCAAGGAGCCGUGGAUGCUGGUGUCUCUGUAUAACGGCAACGUCCAUAUAUGGAACUAUGAGUCACAAACUCUUAUCAAAUCAUUUGAAGUGACUGAUCUUCCGGUGAGGGCCGCCAGGUUUGUAGCAAGAAAGAGCUGGGUUGUGACCGGAUCCGACGAUAUGUUAUUGCGUGUUUAUAAUUACAAUACAUUAGAGAAGGUUCAUUCAUUUGAGGCUCACAGCGAUUACAUUCGCUCAAUAGUGACUCACCCAACUCAUCCCUACAUCCUCACAUGCAGUGAUGACAUGUUGAUAAAGCUAUGGGACUGGGACAAGAAGUGGCAGUGUGUCCAAGUAUUUGAAGGCCACACUCACUACGUCAUGAUGAUAGUGCUCAACCCGAAAGACACCAACCAGUUUGCCAGCGCGUCCCUUGACAGGACAGUCAAGGUGUGGCAGCUUGGUUCUUCCCAUCCUAAUUUCACUCUUGAGGGCCACGAGAAAGGACUGAACUGUAUUGAUUACUUUCAGGGCGGAGACAAACCUUAUCUCAUAUCUGGAGCCGAUGACAGGAUGGUAAAGAUAUGGGACUAUCAAAAUAAAGCCUGUGUACAGACAUUGGAAGGUCAUGCUCAGAAUGUUACAGCUGUUGCCUUUCAUCCUGAACUGCCCAUCAUAUUAACAGGAUCUGAAGAUGGUACCAUAAGGAUCUGGCAUGCUAACACUUAUCGGCUGGAGACCACACUCAAUUACGGUCUUGAGAGGAUCUGGUGGAUAUCUUGUCUCCGCGGCUCAAAUGAUGUCGCCCUCGGCUAUGAUGAAGGAUCUGUCAUGGUUAAGUUAGGUAGAGAGGAGCCAGCCAUGAGUAUGGACAGCAGUGGUAAGAUAAUCUGGGCCAAACACAGCGAGAUACAGCAAGCAAACCUAAAGAAUAUCGGAGACAUUGAGAUUAAAGAUGGAGAGAGGUUACCACUGGUUGUGAAAGACAUGGGCUCUUGUGAAAUAUACCCACAGACCAUAUCACAUAAUCCUAAUGGGAGGUUCGUCGUGGUCUGUGGAGAUGGUGAGUACAUCAUAUACACUGCAAUGGCUCUCAGGAAUAAAUCCUUUGGAUCGGCAUUGGAGUUUGUGUGGGCGGCAGACUCAUCAGAGUACGCUGUUCGUGAGGGCUCAAGUAAAGUCAAAAUAUUCAAGAAUUUUAAAGAAAAGAAGACAUUUAAACCUGAACUGGGAGCAGAGGGUAUUUUUGGUGGACAUUUAUUAGGAGUAAGAGCUAGUAAUACUCUUUCUUUUUACGACUGGGAGUCACUUGAACUUAUUCGUCGCAUUGAAAUAUCAGCAAAACAUGUUAUGUGGUCUGAUGGAGGUGAACUGGUUUGUAUAGCGUCAGAAGAAGCUUUUUAUAUUCUCAAAUUUGACAGUCAAGCAGUUCAAAAUGCAGUGGCUAAUAAUGAAGGAAUUGAUGAAGACGGAAUUGAAGCAGCUUUUGAUGUGCUAGGUGAGAUUAGUGAAGUAGUGAAGACUGGUCUUUGGGUCGGCGACUGUUUCAUUUAUACUAACAAUGUGAAUAGGGUUAAUUAUUAUGUGGGCGGAGAAAUUGUAACCAUUUCUCACUUGGACAGAGUGAUGUACCUGUUAGGUUACAUUGCUAAGGACAACAGGUUGUAUCUAGGAGACAAAGAGUUAAAUAUUGUAUCGUUUCUUCUCCAACAAUCAGUGCUGGAGUAUCAGACGGCCAUUAUGAGAAGGGACUUUGACACAGCAGACCAGGUUCUUCCCUCAAUUCCUUAUGAUCAACGGACUAGAGUCGCUCACUUUCUAGAGAAGCAAGGUUUCAAGUCUCAGGCUCUUGCCGUCACUACGGACCAGGACCACAAGUUUGAUCUUGCUCUUCAGCUCAAAGACCUCAAAGCAGCUUAUGAGCUGGCACAUACAGCACAAGCUGAUGAGAAAUGGAAGUCAUUAGGAGAGCUAGCAAUGACACAGUGUCAGUUUGGUUUAGCUCUAGAGUGCCUCCAUCAUGCUAAGGAUUACAGUGGUCUCCUACUACUAGCUACUAGUGCUGGGGACGCUGGUACCCUAGCUAAACUAGCUGAAACCACGUCUGAAGCUGGAAAGAAUAACAUAGCUUUUACUGCUAACUUCUUACUAGGAAGAUUGGAGGUGUGUCUCGAUAUUCUCAUUUCAACUGGUCGAUUAGCUGAAGCUGCUCUCUUUGCUAGAACAUACCUACCAAGUCAAAUAUCAAGGACGGUCAAGCUAUGGAAAGAGAACUUAUCUAAAGUCAACACGAAAGCUGCUCAAAGUUUAGCCGACCCAACAGAAUAUGAGAACCUUUUCCCCGAGCUCCAGUCUGCUCUCAAAGCCGAAGACUUCAUCAAAGAAGAGAGAGAGAACCUUCCGCCGGCUUCAGAGUACCUCAAAGCAACACCGGUCGGUGAUCGUAAUGUUAUUGAGGAGAUGUUAUCUGGUCCUGUCCGUGCUCCUGUUAAUAAUGGUGAUGGCGAUGAAAUAAAUUUAGAUUUAAGCGACGAAGAUCUGCAAGAUGUUGACACUGAAGGUAUCAAUCUUGAUGAUGAAGAGGAUUUGCUGGGAGACUAACUUUAAACUGUUUAUUUAAUUAUAAUAAUAAAAGAAAUAAUAAUAAUUGUGUUAUUAUUAUUAUUAUUGUUAUUAUAGGUGAACGA